CAAGGGAAACCAACUUCAUAAGCGGUGCUAGUCUGCCGCCAAACCCUUUCAAACAAUAGACACUGACUGAGGUGAGGUGAGACAUUUUAUCUCUUGAAGAUAAGAGAAGCAGACAAUUUGUAGAUGUGAUGUGAUGUCAGACUCAAAUUAUCGAAUCCGGAAUUUGAUUGGUCACUUGCAGGGCACCACUCAAGGUCAGACUGUACUUCUUGGGCUUAACGAGACAUCAUCAACAAUGGCAGGUAGUCCUUUAACUACUCAUGUACUAGACACAGCGCUAGGCCGACCAGCUCAAAACCUUGCCAUCGACGUGUCUUAUCAACGUUCAGAAUCCCAAGAAUUUGAUGUCAUCGCGAGAGGGAAAACCAACAGUGAUGGUAGAGCACCCAACUUGUUAACUCAAGCUCAGUUCAUUGCUGGAGUCUACAAGAUCAAGUUUGAUACAGGAAGUUACUUCAAAUCAAUCCAGACUGUUGGGUUUUAUCCAUAUGUAGAGAUUGUGUUUGAGAUUCAUAACCCAAAUCAACAUUACCACGUACCGUUACUUCUAAGUCCAUAUUCCUACAGUACCUACCGAGGUAGCUAAUGAGAUGCUUUAGAUCAGAGCCCAAUUUCCUCAAAGCCUGUAAGCACAACAACAUUGCUAAGCACAGAAAAUCUUGCUUAGCUAC
Molecule: messenger RNA, 671 nt
Organism: Asterias rubens (European starfish)
Lineage: Eukaryota; Metazoa; Echinodermata; Asteroidea; Forcipulatida; Asteriidae
Product: 5-hydroxyisourate hydrolase-like
Exons: 5
Coding region: 134-586 (150 amino acids)
Biological process (GO): purine nucleobase metabolic process
Molecular function (GO): hydroxyisourate hydrolase activity
Source: RefSeq, a predicted model, not a curated record